UGUUAUAUAAAUAUGUAAGUAUACAUGUAGUAUGUAGUAUGGCAGAUAAAUAAUGUGACAUUUCAAAGUCUAUCCGCAAGAUGGCGCCAAGGUAUGAAGUUGAGGAAGACUUAGUGAAGCUGUAAAAUAAAGGAAAGGAAAGGCCUUUGGUUCUUUGGUAAUAAAUCUCCCAUUUGCCAUCAUUUCAAAUGAUAUAAAUUGUAAAUUUGAAAGGACCAAGUGUUUAAUCACAAGACAGCACACAGUGUGUUAGGAUUUGCAUUGUGAGUCACUGACAGUGAGAGAGGAUGAGGGAGGGAUGUGCACAUCCACCUGUUUAAUUCAGCCCCAUCCUGAGCCAAAGGUGUGAGGAAGAGGAGCAGAGAAGUCUGGACUCUCUCUCUCUCUCUCUCUCUCUCUCUCUGUCUCUCUCUCUCUCUCUGUCCUCGCGCUCAGUGUGUUCACGCAGCCAGGAUCCCCGCACGAAGCUUUGCUCCUCGCUCUUCAUUGCGUUCCUCGGGAGACUGCAGUCAUGGAAUUGUACUUGAGCUCCUUUUGACAUCAGAAAGUCUAUAAUAAAAACCCCAGCAGUGAUUGGAGGAGACGCGUCGCCGCUCUGGAUGAAGAUGUUGCAGUCGUGGCACGCGCUCGAAGCGUAAAGCGCUUUCUGCCCCACAUUUCUUCUCCUUUUCCGCCGCCGUGUUUGGAAAUUCAAACAGCAAUCAGUAAUGUUCACGUUCGCUGCCUUCUGUUACAUGCUUUCCCUCGUCCUCUGUGCUUCCCUCAUCUUCUUCGCCAUCUGGCAUAUAACAGCCUUUGAUGAGCUGCAUGCGGACUUCAAAGUCCCAAUUGAUCAGGGCAAUCCAUUCCAUGCACGUGAAAGACUUCGGAAUAUUGAGCGAAUAUGCUGUCUGCUCCGAAAGCUGGUGCUUCCUGAGUAUUCAAUCCACGGUCUCUUCUGUAUCAUGUUCAUGUGUGCCCAAGAGUGGCUAACUGUGGGCCUCAACAUCCCUCUGCUUUUCUACAACACAUGGAGGUACUUCCACAGCCCCACAGACACCAAGGAGCUGCUUUAUGACCCAGCAAGUGUCAUGAAUGAUGAAACGCUUAAGUUCUGUCAGAAAGAGGCUUGGUGCAAGAUGUCCUUCUUCGUGCUUUCCUUCUUCUAUUAUCUCUACUGUAUGAUCUACAAUUUGGUGACCUCAUAACAGUUCUUGGCACAGAGGAAAAUAUUGGGAUAUCAGAGACUGUUUUCUCAAACUUGUAGCAUUAAACUAAUCACUGGAUCUUAAAAGAGAACCUUUAAACACAUAUUUGUUUGGCACCUGAAGAAAUACGGCUUUGGCUGUACCUAUGAAACCAUCAAAUUCUGGAAAGCCUACAGGCUGCACAAUGUGAGGCACUUGGCAUAAUACAUUUAGCACAUGUAAUUAACACUGCACAGACCGCCUCAGAUAUAUCACAUGUCCUUCAACAUAUCCAGGCUAGAAAUGAGAUCCAUGCAGGUGUUAUGGGAAAUUAUGGCAGGCUUAAGCGAGUGGUGGAUUUUUACCAGGCCAGUGUGUUUGUACGAUGUAAAGACAAAAAACAGUUUUAAUAUGAAUCACAUGUUUCGUCUUUUGUGUAUAUUGCAGAAUCUGUAUAAUGCUCUGUUUUUUGCUGUUGUUAGUUGUUUUAGAAGGAUAAAUGUGAAAUGAUCUAUAUUUACAUAUGAUAGAGAAUACAUUAUGAAUACAUUAUUAUUUAUACAAUAUUAUUUAUAUACAGAGAAUACAGAAUUACACUCAAGUCUUCCUGUAUUUAAUAUGUGUCAAGCUAUUAGUCAAUUUAGGCAAUAUGACAUUUUCGCCAAAACACCUUAUUCUCACAUGCUCGAUAUUUGUUGAGAGGGAGAGUGUGAUCACCAGUUUUUUUUUUCAGUGCCAGAAAAUGUUUUACACAUAAUCCCAUGGCAAAGAAAAGGUGCUGAACACUUCCAAAUUUUUAAACAUGUUUAACUUUUCAGAAAAGCGUUGAAGUCUUUAUUAUCACCCAGCUAAUCAAGUCCCAGCUCAGGGAGCAAGAGAAAAGAAUGGACAUGUAGGAAAGAGUGCCAGGAGAAAAAAAUGUGUCUUUAAUGUUGCAGUGUCACUAGCAAUAAGACAUUUGUUAGUUUUGGGACACUGGUAUCCGAUGUCAUGGUCCCACUUUAACUGCAACUAUAUACAGUAGCCUAAAUGUCUCUUCUUCCAUAGUUAGACAAACAGUUGAGAAAUAAAGCUAAUCUUUAUUAAUAAUAAUAUUAAAAAGCCUAAUCUAGAUAGAGCUAGCUAAGCUACAUAGCUGGUACCAGUUAGGACUAGAUAGUGGUAACAUACUACUACUGCAUUUUUUUUUUUUUUUUUUUUGUAUAAGCACAAAAAGCUCCACGCAGCAUUUUUUCCAUUCGAAGAAGAAAAAACUUAGUUGAAUGCAGCCUGAAAAUGAGUGUCUGGAACACCAGCGUUUCCGUUGCAGUUUAAAACAAAUAUCAAAAAUGUUUUCAUUGUUCAUUAUUGCAGAGUUGGAGUGUCAGAUGCUUUAUGCCAUAACAGCAGCAAUGCAUAGAAAUUAAUUUAGAUAUGAAGUGAAUGUUUAAAAAACAACCUAAAUUGAGAAUCUCCAACAAAUGAUUCGAGCAGUACUAUGUGAAAAUAUCCAUUCAUUAAUUAUUUAAUUAAAUAGUUAGUUAAAUAGAUAGAUAGGUAGUUUGUUUGUGUGUUGUUUUAAGUUUGUCUGUUUAUCUAUACAUACCUCAUUUUUAUAAAUGUCACCACACCUUUUGUCCUGCUCCUUGCAGCCUCCUUAAUCAAAGUCCUGACUGUCAAGCCUUUGAACAAGGGGCAAUAGUGUUUGAUUCUUCUUGUAACUUUUCACAGAAAAGUAGUAACCACAAAGAUCAUUGUAAAAACAAAACAUUUGUUUUACCACGUAACAAUUUUUUUUUUAUGAAAAGGAGAUCCUUUCUGAUGUUGGUUGAAACUUGUGUAAUAAUAAUAAAACUCCCUUUGGUAGUUUGUAAUACAGCUGUCAUUGCCUUGUGUAGUUACACAUAAUGUAUGAUGACCAGGCAUUUUAUAUCUAAGGAUUAUGUUUCCAUCUGAUAUUGGUUGGAUAUAUUUGUAUAUUAAAUAAAAUAAAUACUAUUUUAACAUCAUGGAAUGGAAUACUGAUCCUGUAUUGUGCUAGUAAAUAUGGUU
Pangasianodon hypophthalmus (striped catfish) is the source of this 3197-nucleotide messenger RNA. It is a transcript of the gene cnih3, whose product is annotated as cornichon family AMPA receptor auxiliary protein 3. Gene Ontology annotation, biological process: vesicle-mediated transport; regulation of AMPA receptor activity. The record is from RefSeq and is a predicted model, not a curated record. The transcript is spliced from 6 exons. Lineage: Eukaryota; Metazoa; Chordata; Actinopteri; Siluriformes; Pangasiidae. Gene Ontology annotation, cellular component: synapse; dendrite. The coding region runs from base 708 to 1187 and encodes 159 amino acids.